Messenger RNA from Brassica napus (rape), 1170 nucleotides. RefSeq names its product photosystem I assembly protein Ycf3. Gene Ontology annotation, molecular function: protein binding. The transcript has 3 exons. Bases 165 to 671 code for a protein of 168 amino acids. The record is from RefSeq and is a predicted model, not a curated record. NCBI's taxonomy places the organism in Eukaryota, Viridiplantae, Streptophyta, Magnoliopsida, Brassicales, Brassicaceae.
GUAGAUUUUAUAGAAAAAUUGGAAGUAGAUAGAAUAUUUUUUUAUAAAAAACGAGUCCGCUUUUAUGUUAGUUCGUACUAUAAAAUUCCUUUGUUUGUGAGAAAAUUUUCUCACAAAAGAAAAGUUAAAGGAAAUAAAAAGAGUUAUAGAAUGGAUUACUACCUAUGCCAAGAUCGCGUAUAAAUGGAAAUUUUAUUGAUAAAACCUUUACAAUUGUAGCCGAUAUCUUAUUACGAGUCAUUCCGACAACUUCCGGAGAAAAAGAGGCAUUUACUUAUUACAGAGAUGGGAUGUCGGCUCAAUCUGAAGGAAAUUAUGCGGAAGCAUUACAGAAUUAUUAUGAAGCUAUGCGACUAGAAAUUGACCCCUAUGAUCGAAGUUAUAUACUCUAUAAUAUAGGCCUUAUCCACACAAGUAAUGGGGAACAUACCAAAGCUUUAGAAUAUUAUUUUCGGGCAUUAGAACGAAACCCCUUUUUACCACAAGCUUUUAAUAAUAUGGCUGUGAUCUGUCAUUACCGUGGAGAACAGGCCAUUCAACAAGGAGAUUCUGAAAUGGCGGAGGCUUGGUUUGCUCAAGCCGCCGAGUAUUGGAAACAGGCUAUAACGCUUACUCCUGGUAAUUAUAUUGAAGCACAGAAUUGGUUGACGAUCACGAGGCGCUUCGAAUAAGAACUUUUUCUUUGUUUCUUUUUUUUUUAUUCUAUAAUAUAUCUUUAUUUGUUUUUACAAUUAAUUGUUUUUUAGUUUCUUGGCCCUCUCGGUCAAAUAAACCAGAUUCUUUUUUCUAUCAGAAGAACCAAUCCCAGAAAAAAAUUUCAUUAUAUCCUUUUCUCAAAUCGUUCUAUUUAAUCUGGUAUUCUCUAGGGAUAAGUAGUACAUGAAUAUGAGAAUAUCUAUAAUAUCUAUAUCUAGUUUUUUCUAUUUUUUUUUUUUUCGACUAUUAAAACGAAUAAAAGGGAUUUGAAAAUGACUAAAUAUCAAUACUAGAAUGUUUCUUAGUAAUGACUAAUAAGCGGUUAUUGAAAUAGGAUAAUAUCCUCUAUUUAAAACAUAAAAAAUAGGCUAUAUUUCGGAACUUAUAAUUGAAAUAUGAAUACACUAGAUUAGGUUAUAAAAAAAAAUUAUUUGUGUACCAAUACUAAUGUAAAGGUGCGAAAACGCUUUUUAA